Adineta steineri is the source of this 3768-nucleotide messenger RNA. Lineage: Eukaryota; Metazoa; Rotifera; Eurotatoria; Adinetida; Adinetidae. The record is from the annotation of a GenBank genome assembly.
AUGUUACAAGAUCUAUUCGAUGAAGAUCGUGAAGAUGGAGAUUUUUCUUAUUUUCCAAGCAAUACUAGUUCAAAAUCAAUAAUUGAGAAACCAAUAUCACCAAGAAAUGAAACAGAUUUAUGUGGUUUACAAAAUCAAGGAGCAACUUGUUAUCUUAAUGCUCUCAUUCAGACACUACUUUUCACACCAGAUUUUCGUGAACCUCUUUUCAGUUUAACUGCUAAAGAUCUUAAUCUUCUAUCAAAUCCUAAUGAUUCAAGUCAAACUUCAUCAAGUGGAAGUACUUUAAAAGUUCGUAAAAUUAUUGUUGAAUUACAAAAGCUUUUUGCUGAAAUGCUUCUACUUAACCAACAAGCAUGUUCAUCUAUUCGAUUAACUGAUAGUUUCGGUUGGCAAUCCAAUGAAACAAUUGAUCAUCAAGAUGUUCAUGAACUUAAUCGUUUAUUAUUUGAUGCGAUUCAAAAAUCUUUACAAGGUACAAAACAAUCAAAUUUAAUACGUUCUUGUUAUGAAGGUUCCACUAUUAAUUAUACGCAAUGCAAACAAUGCCAGAAAAUUUUUAAACGAAUAGAAGAUUAUCAAGAUUUACCAUUAGUUGUACAAGAUAGUCCAAAUUUACAUACAUCUCUAGCAAAUAUGUUUACUUAUCGUGAACAGUUAACUGGUGAUAAUCAGUAUCGAUGUUCAUCCUGUGACAAUAGAUUAUGUGAUGCUGAUAAAUGGGCAAAAAUUAGUAAAUUACCACCAAUUUUAACACUACCAUUACAACGAUUUAUUUAUGAUAUAAAAACCGGUAAUCGUUUGAAGAAAACAACACGUUAUGAAUUUCCAUUUGAUAUUGAUUUAAAAGAAUUUUGUGAAGAUUCUGUGAUUGAUACAAAUUAUGAAUUAUUUGCUGUUGUUAUUCAUAAAGGUACAUGUUAUUCAGGACAUUACUAUGGUUAUAUCAAAGAUAUUGAUCAUAUUGGUACAUGGAUACGUCCACCUCCGCCACCUUCAUCUGCAGCAAAAUCAUCAAAUAAACAGAAACCAUCAAAUACUAAUUCUAAUAAUAAUCGAAAUCCAACAAAAAAUGAUUCGACUGAAACUGAUGAAGAAAUAAGUAAAAAAAUUGAGCUGAUUAAAACAAUAUUAUUAUCAUGUGAUGAUUGGUUUACUAUUGAUGAUUUAUUAAAAACUUAUCGUGAAAAUACAACAGUUCCGUGGAGUCGAACUCGUAAUUCGAAUGGCACAUUUACAAAAUUUCUUCGUAAUCAUCCAGAUAUAUUUCAUAUUGAUGAUAAACGUGUUCGAUUAAUUGAACAAAUGGAUAUUGAUGAAAAUCAAAUGGAUUAUGAAUCAUCACAAAUUGAUAAAACAGAUAUCAAUAGUCAAGAAAAUGAACAUUGGUUUUGUUUUGAUGAUUCAAAUGUAACAUGUGUAACACAACAACAUAUUCAAAGACAUUAUGGUUUAAGUGAUUGUGCAUACAUGUUAUUUUAUAGAUUAAAAAAUAACAGAAACAAAAAUGAAUCAACAAUGGAUUGUUCGAAUACUUUAUAUUCUGUACCACAAUGGUUAAUUGAGGAAAUUUCAGAAAAAAAUAAAAUUUUAGAAGAAAAACGUGAAAUAUAUGAAAAACAUCAAAAUCAAUUAUCAGUAAUAAUUUAUCCAAGUGAAUGGUUUGAAGUCAUUGAUAAUUGUCGAUUAAAUUUGAAUAGUAAUAAUCAAGUACUUUUUCCUGAUCAAUAUGGUGAACAUAAAUUUGAUAAACGAACAAAAACUAAUGAAUUUAUUUCGAAUCUUAAGGAUAUUUAUGGUAAAGACAGUCAUUUUUAUAUUGCUAAAAAACUUCGUUCUGGUCAAUUACAUAUAAUUAGUGAAUUAAAAAAUGUAUCAGAUGAUAAUAUAACAUUAGAUAAAAAUGAUCUUUCUAAUAAUCCUAAUAUAAUUGUAUUCAAAUAUCCAUCGAUAUUACCUGAUACAGUUAUACAAGGUGAAGAAUUUGAACCAAUUAUGUUAAAUAUAGUCUAUGGUUUUCCUGAUGCACAUAUUCAUGCAUCACGUUUACAAACUAUUCGACAUGUAUCAAAAAAUACAACAUUAUUUGAAUUAAAAGAAAUUCUAUUUCGUGAUUUUUAUCAAUAUGAUGAUCCACAAAUUUUAAGACAAGUUCGUAUGGGUAAAUUAAAUUUAGAAGAAAAAAAUAAUCGUAAAUCACGUCGAGAAUAUAAAAUUGAUGAAGAAAAACAAACAUUAGCACAAUUAUAUUUACAUGAUGGUGAUACAUUAGGUAUUGAUAAUAAAAAUUCAUUUGUACCAAGUUGGAAAGAUGCUUCAUCAAAUAUUGCAAAUACAGGAAAAAAUCAUUUGUCGUUAACUAUUAAAAAUAAUAUUGAUACAAUAAAUACAAAACCAAUGACAUGUAGUUGUUGGAAUACAACACUCAUUGGAGAGGUUAAAUUAAUGGCAAUUCAAGCAUUUGGUUUAUCAUUAGAUCCAUCUAUGUGUCGAUUAUAUAUUGAUGAUGAUUCUGAUCUAGCAGAUAUUCCUCUAUAUGAUCAUCAAACAGUAGAUACAAUAAACUUUAGAGAAAAUAAUACAAAUCUCUGUUUAAAAUCUGGUCAAGCACUUAAAGAAAAUGAUCUUAUGAUUUGUGUUCAAUCUGAUCGAGAACCUAACUUAUUGGAACUUAUUGUUGAUUACAGUAUGACAUUAACUGAUUUAUGGAAUUUAAUAAAACAAAAAUUAAAUAUGGAUGAGAAUGAUAAUGAAUAUCAUUUAUGUGAAAUGAAAUCAACAUUGAUUAAUGAUGGUUCACCAUUGAAUGAUUUUGAUCAAACACUUUUAGUUAAUGGACUUACGAAUGGUGCUCAACUAACUAUACGAUCUGGUAGUAUUGCACCAAGAAAUCAUAUUCGAUUGAAAAUUUUUAAAAUUAUUAAUCAAUAUUACAAACCAAAUGAAGCGAUCCAUACUCGACCAAAAUUUGAAAUAAUUGAAUUGACACAACGUUUUGAAUUACCAAUUACCUCUUCAUUUAAUGCUCUUCGUGAACGUAUAGCUAAAUUAAUUGAUUUCAAAGUUCCAUCGAAUUAUACAAGUGAUACUCAGCCAUUAGAAUUCAUUCGCCUUUAUGAUAUUGAUGAUAAUCAACCAACAACAAUCGUCCAUGAGCCUGUAUUAACCACUCUCAAACAAGCAAAAGUACGCGAUUUAUGUUCAUAUGCUUUUGAAAUUUUACCACAUCCAGAAUAUUUAUCAAAAAAAGAUUUACUCCUUAAUAUUGUUUAUUUAAAAGAUAAUACUACUAAUUAUUUUCAAUAUAAAUUUGAAUUACUUUUACCAUUAAGAGAUAAUGCAAUUGCUAAAUAUGAUUAUUUGGAACAACAUAUUUUAUCUCAUUUAAAAUCAUUGUUAAACAAUGACAUAAUUAAAAUAACACUAGCCCGUUAUUUUUCUGAUCGUGGACAAUGGAUGAUUAUUGAUCCGUCAGCAACUACUAAAAAAACGAAAAUAACUAAUGUUAAUCUUAAACAUGAACCAUAUAAAUUAACUGAUUUUACUGUUAUUGGUGUACUUGAAGGUGAAAAUUUAACAAGUGAAGAUUUCGAAACAGAGUUUGAUCAAAUAAAACGAAAAGACAUUGAUGUUGAAAAAGAACAAAAACGAAUGAAUCGUGAAAAAAAUCGAACUGAUAAUGAUCGUAAUCAACAAAAUGGAAGUAGUGGACGUCGAAGAUCACCACAAAAUACAAUGCGAAUUAAUGUUGAUGAUUUUGAUAAUUAA